AUGAAUAUUUCUAAAGGUGUGGGAGCUGGAGCCAAAAAGGCAGCACAAAUUUUGGAAGAUUGGCAGUCUGUGAUAGGCCAGGCAACUGGUAGACCGAUGUGUUAUUUCUGCUACAACACUAGUGGACUGAAGAGUUGCACAGUGACAACUGAAGAGUUUAGUGGUAGUUUAUCAACAGAUUAUGCAGUGUUACUAUUGACAAGCCAAGAGCCCAUCAAAAAUGGUAGUGUUUCUUGGUAG
Molecule: messenger RNA, 240 nt
Organism: Entrophospora sp. SA101
Lineage: Eukaryota; Fungi; Glomeromycota; Glomeromycetes; Entrophosporales; Entrophosporaceae
Source: the annotation of a GenBank genome assembly